CUAGCACUUUAACUGUGUUUUGGGAACUGGUGACUGGAGAUAUUCAGAUAUGCCGAAUUUGAUGGAAACUGUCUUGAAUCCAGUAAACGCAAAACAGGAGCCUAUAAAAGUCGUGUAGGGAAUACGCUGGGUCACGAGAUGAGCUCUUGUCUCAACGGAACAUCAACAGUAUGCUACUACUCUGCUGAUGGGCCUGGUAGUGUUUCAACAACAGGAUGUCAAUACAACUACUGUGGUCAGGUUGUGAGAAUCCUACAAAAUAGCUGAUCACGAUUAGAUUUUAUUGUGGAGUAGCCUAGGCGAAAUUGUGGCUUGCGACAUUCCCUGCUGUUGUUGUGUUUUAAUGCAGUUAAAAGGAAAUAAAAAGCAGUGGUCUGGAGCUUGAUAGCGUGCUCCAUCUCCCUCUAUCCCCCCACUCCCUCCAGCGCUCUCAGGAUUUACAUACGCUGAUUUCCGUGGGAAGCGCGAGCAGCAGAUCCUCCAUGGCAGACUUUCAGGAACUGAGGAAACAACGACAAACGAAGUUUUGACCUUGCAUUUUUCCCCGCACAUAGCCUACUAGUACGGAAUCCUCAUAACCGGGUAUCGAAAUCACGAGUGAUUGGGUUGGUUGCGCAGUUUUAGACUCGGGAAACCGAGUUUUCCGAGUUGUGGGGCUGUGGCUAUGGCCGGCGGUGGUGGGGUGUCGCCGCUGGGGCUUGCGCCUCCGUUAUGGUACCACCGGGACCUGAGUCGCGCGGCCGCCGAGGAGCUUCUGGCCCGGGCGGGAAGGGACGGAAGUUUUCUGGUCCGGGAUAGCGAAAGUGUGAACGGUGCUUACGCUUUGUGUGUGCUGUUCCAGAAACAUGUCCACACGUACCGGAUUCUCCCUGACGAUGAGGGAUUUCUUGCUGUCCAGACGUCUCAGGGUGUGCAGCCGAAGCGCUUCAAGACGUUACCAGAGCUGGUGCUGCUGUACCUGCAGCCCAGCCAGGGCCUGGUCACCACCCUGCUGUACACCGUGGACCGCGAGGAGACCAGCUCCGAGGAGAGGGACUACUCAGAUGGAGAGGAUGAGAAGCCGCCGCUUCCUCCUCGCUCCGCCUCCACAUCAACGUCUACCGGCCCUGACACGCCUACAGAGAGUAUCCCGCCGGCGGCGGCUAACGGCCUGAGCACCAUCUCCCAUGAGUAUCUGAAGGGGAGCUACGCUCUGGACCUGGAGGCUGUGAAGCAAGGAGCCAGCUCUCUGCCCCACCUCAACAAGACCCUGGUGUCCUCCUGCAAACGCCUCAACGGGGAGGUGGAUAAGGUUCUCUCUGGACUAGAGAUCCUGUCCAAAGUGUUUGACCAGCAAAGUGCCUUCAUGGUGUCCAAGAUGAUCCAGCAGUCAGUGAAUCAGGGUGGAGACCAGGAGUUGGAGAACCUCGUCACCAAGCUGGCUAUCCUUAAAGAUCUGUUGUCCUCUAUCGAGAAGAAGGCCCUGAAAGCUCUCCAGGAUAUGAGCUUGUCUUCUCCCUCCUCCCCUCCUCCUCUCUCCACGCGCCAUAGCAAAGCCAUUCCCGUCCAAGCCUUCGAGGUGAAGCUGGACGUGUAUCUGGCCGACCUGACCAAGAUAGGGAAGAGCCAGAAACACACGCUGUCUGUGGACGUGGAGGGAGGAAGGCUGGUGGUGAUGAAGAAGAUGAAGGACAGCCAGGAGGACUGGAACACCUUCACACAUGAGAAGAUCCGUCAGCUGAUUAAGUCCCAGCGUGUUCAGAAUAAACUUGGCAUUGUGUUUGAGAAGGAGAAGGACAAGAGUCAGAGAAAAGACUUCAUCUUUGCCAGUGCCAAGAAGAGGGAGGCCUUCUGCCAGUUGUUGCAGCUGAUGAAGAACAAACAUUCCAACCAGGAUGAACCAGACAUGAUCUCCAUCUUCAUAGGCACCUGGAACAUGGGCUCGGUGCCCUCCCCUAAGUCGGUGGCCUCCUGGGUGCUCUGCCGGGGCCUGGGGAAAACCCUGGACGAGAUGACCGUCACCAUCCCUCACGACCUGUACGUGUUCGGAACCCAGGAGAACUCUGUGUGUGACCGGGAGUGGGUGGAGUCCCUCCGCAUGGCCCUGAAAGAGCAGACGGAACUGGACUACAAACCGAUUGCGGUCCAGACUCUGUGGAACAUCAAGAUUGCUGUGCUGGUUAAACCAGAUCAUGAGAACCGUAUCAGCCAUGUUGGAGUGUCUAGUGUGAAGACAGGCAUCGCCAACACACUGGGUAACAAAGGAGCAGUAGGCGUGUCUUUCAUGUUCAAUGGGACGUCGUUCGGCUUUGUGAACUGUCACCUGACGUCGGGCAAUGAAAAAAUAGCCAGGAGGAACCAGAACUACUUGGACAUCUUGCGUCUUCUCUCUCUGGGAGACAAGCAGCUGAACUCCUUCGACAUCUCUCUCCGCUUCACACACAUCUUCUGGCUGGGAGACCUCAACUACCGGCUGGACAUGGACAUUCAGGAGAUCCUUAACUACAUUAACAGGAAGGAGUUUGACCCCCUCCUGAAGGUGGACCAGCUCAACCUGGAGAGGGAGAAGAACAAGGUGUUCCUCCGCUUCGCUGAGGAGGAGAUCUCCUUCCCACCCACCUACCGCUACGAACGAGGCUCCCGGGACACGUAUGUGUGGCAGAAGCAGAAAGCCACAGGGAUGAGGACUAAUGUUCCGUCAUGGUGUGACAGGAUUCUGUGGAAGUCCUAUCCAGAGACUCACAUUGUCUGCAACUCGUAUGGCUGCACGGAUGACAUCGUCACCAGCGACCACUCCCCCGUGUUUGCUACCUACGAGGUGGGAGUGACAUCACAGUUUGUCUCCAAGAAAGGUCUCCCAAAGUCUUCAGAGCAGGCCUAUAUAGAGUUUGAGAGCAUCGAGGCCAUUGUCAAAACAGCCAGCAGAACUAAGUUCUUCAUCGAGUUCUACUCCACCUGUCUGGAAGAGUUUAAGAAGAGUUAUGAGAACGACAGCCAGAACAGUGACAACGUCAACUUCCUGCGUGUGGGCUGGUCCAAUAAGCAGCUGACCACCCUCAAGCCCCUCCUCUCUGAGAUAGAGUACCUUCAAGACCAGCACUUGCUUCUCACCGUCAAAUCCUUGGACGGCUACGAGUCCUACGGGGAGUGUGUGCUGGCUCUGAAGUCUAUGAUAGGCAGCACAGCGCAGCAGUUCCACACCUACCUGUCUCACCGGGGGGAGGAGACAGGAAACAUCAGGGGCUCCAUGAGGGUCCGGGUGCCGGCGGAGAGGAUGGGCACCCGGGAGCGCCUCUACGAGUGGAUCAGUGUGGAUAAGGAUGAGAGCGGUGGACCCAAAGGCAGGACCACCCUGCCCCCCCGCCCCGGAGGACACGACUACGUCAAGCCGUCGUUGACGCGGAAACAGGUGGGGGCGGAGCUAGGGAAGGUGAGCGAAGAGGGAGAGAAGAGCGGGAAGGAGGAUACUACCGCUAGGAUGAAACAGCCGGACUCUGACGACCCGUCGUCAUGUAAGAACAGCUACAACAACCCCGCCUACUACAUUCUGGAGGGCGUCCCCAACCAAUCAGCAGCCGCUCUGUCUCCGGAGCUUCUCCCCUCCUCCGCCUCCUCCAGUGCCAGCCAGGCGGGUAAAGCCCCUCUCCAGGCGGGUAAAGCCCCUCUCCAGGUGGGGGCCAGGACCAAGCCCCUCCCUGGCUCCUCCUCCCAGCAGCGCAGGCACACCAGCGGACAGCCCGUCAGGACCAUCAGCGAGGAGGGCUCCUCGGAGGACGACGUCGGUGCCGCCGUGGGGGGCGGAGCCACGCUCAACCGGCCCCCUCCGGACUUCCCCCCUCCCCCCCUCCCCAAAGCUGCCCUGGAGACAGCAGACCCCAAACCCCGCCCGCUGUACCCAGACAUGGCCGAGGUGCGAAUCCCCUCAGCCAAUCCUAGUCCCUCCUUUGUCCUGGGGGAGGGGUUUAGGAGGGGAGGGGCCGGGGCUCUGGAUGACCAAUCAUGUUCGGUGCUACAGAUGGCCAAGACCCUGAGUGAGAGUGAGUUCCCCCCCCAGCCUCCACGUGCCCCCUCGGCCCCCCCCCACCACCUCAGGGGUCAGGGAGCGGGGCUAGGGCUGGGGGACGCCUGUCGCACCUUCCCCCCUCGCGCCCCCCUCCCAGAGAGCAUCGCUGAGGACCUGCCUGAGGAGGCUCUGUGGGGCAGCAGCAGUUCGUCUCUGUCGGUGGGCGAGUCGUCUGUAGGGGAGUGGCUCCAGAGGCUGGGUCUGGAGAGAUACGAGGAGGGACUGCUACACAACGGCUGGGACGACCUUGAGUUCCUCAGUGACAUCACAGAGGAGGAUCUGGAGGAGGCAGGAGUCAUGGACCCCGCCCACAAGAGGAUCCUGCUGGAGAACCUGAGACUUCAACAGCCGCAGAAGUAACCCAGGCUAGGAUGAACCAGGCCAGGCCAGGAUUAACUGGGCCAAGCAGAACUGGGCUGAGACGUGCCAAUCAAUGCCACACUGUGCCUUCUGAGAGAAUUUGCACUCCAAUUUUAUCUACGUUGGACAAAAAAAAGAAAAGAAAAAAAAGGUCCUUUUUAUUUUGAUGUAUGUAAGGAAUUUGUACUGGUGGUUGCCAUAGUAAUUGGUCUUAUUUAAGAGAGAAACAUUUGAGUCCCUUAUCGCUGCCAGACCCUCCUGUCCAGAGAGCACACUUCACACCUCCAUUGAUCUUUUUGUUAAUUAUUCUGUUCAUUUUGAUUUAUUUAGUUAUAAUUCUGAGUGCAGUUAAUAUUGUUUGUUAAUAUGGGUCAAUUGUCUCUGCAUGUUUAAUGUCUCUCAAAGUAAAAGGGAAUGGAGCAACACCAAACCAGCACUGUGAGACUGAAAACUCUCUAAAAUGAAGCUGUUGACAUGUUGCUUAAUCGUUGUCCUGGUCCUGGUUCUGGGCCUGCCCCUCAGCCUGACCAGGUGUGUUGUUGAAAGUUAGCUGUUCAGCCAAGUCCAGUAGUACAGGGUAUUUCUACCCUAACAGCUGAUUUUGUUUGUUUUUAAGAUGGGUGUUUAGUCUGUGGUUAAUGUGUUUACCAUAACUGAGUUAAUAGCCUGUAUUUGUAAGUCCAGCUGGAGGUCUGCCUAGGCUCUAGGGCAUGGUUUUAGAAAACUUCCUAGAAUGAAGCUGCAUGUGCCUGAUCUUAACACCAGAUGGCGCUAAAGCUCUCUAAACGUCAGUGUGCGCUCACUUAGCUACUUUUUUUUUUUUUUAACCCUGAAACAAGCUUGAAACACCAACAUAUAAAAGGACUUUUACUUUAUAUUUCACCAUUAUUUUAUGUAUGUGUAUUGUGUAUUUUGUUCAACUGUUUCUGUACAACACAUAACAUCAUACGUUUUCUUAGAUGAGCGUUGAUGAGCUGGACAGCAGCUCGUCUCAACUCCCAACCCAAUGACAGGAUCGGGACCAUACACUACAGUGUCAUGUUUCCUUAAGGAACAGGAAACUGUGUAUCAGGCCAGAUGUGAGGUAUCCCGGGCAACUCUUUCUUUAGAGCCCUUGUCAUGUCGCCUCAUUGUAGUCCUCUGUCUCAGAACCUCCUGCCAGUGUAGUUGCUGUACAGAGUGUGUAGGUUUCCAGUGUAACUGUCUCUCCUAUGUUGUCCAACAUAGGCCCUUAUUUGGCGGCGUAGUAGUCUUAACACUCAAGUAGUGUUGGCCUGUGUGCCUAACUGUCUCUAUACGUUGAAGCUCUGGUUUCAUGUUGUUUUUGUUGAAAGCAUUUACCAGUCUGAGAUUGAAUGUGCGUCUGUCUGUCUGUGUGUCUGUGUGUGUGUGUGUGAGUGUGUGUGUGUACGUGUGACCUUCGCAGAACAACGCUGGAGUGUCUGUCCAUCCACACACUCCACCAUUUUGAGUUUAAUGAUUGUUUUGUGUUCUUAAGUUAAUAAAUGUCGACAACUUCA
Messenger RNA from Osmerus eperlanus (European smelt), 5922 nucleotides. RefSeq names its product inositol polyphosphate phosphatase-like 1a (gene inppl1a). NCBI's taxonomy places the organism in Eukaryota, Metazoa, Chordata, Actinopteri, Osmeriformes, Osmeridae. The transcript has 27 exons. Gene Ontology annotation, cellular component: cytosol. The record is from RefSeq and is a predicted model, not a curated record. Gene Ontology annotation, molecular function: inositol-polyphosphate 5-phosphatase activity; protein binding. Gene Ontology annotation, biological process: regulation of immune response; phosphatidylinositol dephosphorylation; negative regulation of insulin-like growth factor receptor signaling pathway. The coding region runs from base 665 to 4402 and encodes 1245 amino acids.